This is a messenger RNA of Otolemur garnettii (small-eared galago), 1535 nucleotides long. It is a transcript of the gene DDAH2, whose product is annotated as dimethylarginine dimethylaminohydrolase 2. Lineage: Eukaryota; Metazoa; Chordata; Mammalia; Primates; Galagidae. The transcript is spliced from 7 exons. The record is from RefSeq and is a predicted model, not a curated record. Gene Ontology annotation, biological process: positive regulation of nitric oxide biosynthetic process; arginine metabolic process. The coding region runs from base 502 to 1359 and encodes 285 amino acids. Gene Ontology annotation, molecular function: dimethylargininase activity; amino acid binding.
UAAGGGGUAUUUGUGGUGGGGCUGCCAUUUUUUGUACUGGCUCACUGUAGUCCUGUGGUCCAUGCCACAUUUGCGGCCCCGCCGCCAGAGCCGGCCUCAUCUGGGCGGGCCAGGGCAGCCUUCGCAGGGCGGUGCUGACUUAUGACUGGGGGGGUACAGUCCGGGUGGAAUGGGCGCGGCGUAACUGGGCGGAAUGGGCGUGCCCUCGAGAAGCUCCGCCCCGUCCCGCUUAGACAAUGCCCCGGAGCCGCCAGACCGUCGCGCCCCCGCCCCAUCGUAGUACAGGAUCUCGGCUAUCCAAAGGCUCCCUAAAAUCCAGAACUCCUAGUUCCUAAGGCUUGAAGAUUGGGACUUCUUUUCCCACCAACUCUGAACUCGGGGUGGGACGCCAGCCGAGAUCACAGCGAGACAGGAGUGAGGGUGGCAGCCAGAGACAGGCGAAGUAAAUAGAGAGAAAACUAAGAAAUCAGUGGAGCAGGAGGGGGCGUCUGUGUGAAUGGGAUGGGGACACCGGGGGAGGGGCUGGGCCGCUGCUCCCAUGCCCUGAUCCGGGGGGUCCCAGAGAGCCUGGCGUCGGGUGAAGGUGCGGGGGCCGGCCUUCCAUCUCUGGACCUGGCUAAAGCUCAAAGGGAGCACGGGGUGUUGGGGGGUAAACUGAGGCAGAGACUGGGGCUGCAGCUGCUAGAACUGCCUCCUGAGGAGUCCCUGCCACUGGGACCACUGCUCGGUGACACAGCUGUGAUCCAAGGGGACACGGCCCUAAUCACACGGCCCUGGAGCCCGGCUCGAAGGCCAGAGGUUGAUGGAGUCCGCAAAGCCCUCCAGGACCUGGGGCUUCGAAUAGUAGAGAUAGGAGAUGAGACCGCGACGCUGGAUGGCACUGACGUUCUCUUCACUGGCCGAGAGUUUUUCGUAGGCCUCUCCAAGUGGACCAAUCACCGAGGAGCUGAGAUCGUUGCAGACACGUUCCGGGACUUUGCUGUCUCCACUGUGCCAGUCUCAGGCCCCUCCCAUCUACGCGGCCUCUGUGGCAUGGGGGGACCCCGCACUGUUGUUGCGGGCAGCAGCGACGCUGCCCAAAAGGCUGUCAGGGCAAUGGCAGUGCUGACAGAUCACCCAUAUGCCUCCCUAACCCUCCCAGAUGAUGCAGCUGCUGACUGUCUCUUUCUUCGUCCUGGAUUGCCUGGUGUGGCCCCUUUCCUCCUACACCGUGGAGGUGGGGACCUGCCCAACAGCCAGGAGGCACUGCAGAAGCUCUCUGAUGUCACCCUGGUACCUGUGUCCUGCUCAGAACUGGAGAAGGCUGGUGCUGGGCUCAGCUCCCUCUGUUUGGUGCUUAGCACACGCCCCCACAGCUGAGGGACUGGCCUUAGGUAGGGCAGCAUAGGAAGUAUAAUAGGAGGGUUCGAGUAUGGUGAAUAGGCAGUAGAGGGAAGAGGCCUCAAGAUGGGGGGAGGGUAGAAUGUAGGGGGAAAGAAUGAGGGUCACUGGAUGAGUCCCCUCUCUCAGAUCAAUAAAAUGUCAUUGACUGUUUA